AUGUUGACAAAGUUUGAAUCGAAAUCAGCACGUGUCAAAGGUUUAUCCUUUCACCCAAAACGGCCAUGGGUUUUAACAUCACUUCAUUCCGGUAUUAUUCAAUUAUGGGACUAUCGAAUGAAAACAUUAAUCGACAAAUUCGAUGAACAUGAUGGACCGGUUCGUGGCAUUCAUUUUCAUAAUGCACAACCAUUAUUUGUCAGUGGUGGUGAUGAUUAUAAAAUCAAAGUUUGGAAUUAUAAAUCGCGCAAAUGCUUAUUUACAUUAUUGGGUCAUUUGGAUUAUAUUCGUACGACAUUUUUUCAUCAUGAAUAUCCAUGGAUUAUUUCUGCAAGUGAUGAUCAAACCAUUCGUAUUUGGAAUUGGCAAUCGAGACAAUGUGUUUGUGUGAUGACUGGUCAUAAUCAUUAUGUCAUGUGCGCACAAUUUCAUCCAACCGAUGAUUUAGUUGUAUCAGCAUCACUCGAUCAAACAGUUCGAGUUUGGGAUAUUUCAGGCUUACGAAAAAAGAACGUUUAUUCACCACCCGAUACAAUUCAAUCACAAAUCCAACGUACAACAGGAACACCNAACGAACGAAGAAUUUUGAUAAAUUAG
Adineta ricciae is the source of this 597-nucleotide messenger RNA. The record is from the annotation of a GenBank genome assembly. Lineage: Eukaryota; Metazoa; Rotifera; Eurotatoria; Adinetida; Adinetidae.